Molecule: messenger RNA, 6087 nt
Organism: Aspergillus glaucus CBS 516.65
Lineage: Eukaryota; Fungi; Ascomycota; Eurotiomycetes; Eurotiales; Aspergillaceae
Gene: iml1
Product: GTPase-activating protein IML1
Exons: 3
Coding region: 250-5820 (1856 amino acids)
Biological process (GO): negative regulation of TORC1 signaling; positive regulation of autophagy; intracellular signal transduction
Cellular component (GO): GATOR1 complex
Molecular function (GO): GTPase activator activity
Source: RefSeq, a predicted model, not a curated record
AAUCACGUGGUGGCUUACAUGACUCACGUGAAUGGAACUGACUCCGAUAGGCCAUAAACCAAUCAACCAUUCACCACACACCAAAACUGACCGCAAACAGACCGCCUUCCCUUCCCAGCAGAACGUGGGAUCCACGCCGGGGAACGAGGCCGAUAACCAACGUCUAUCUAACCCCGGUAUCUCACUCGUCACUAACCACCACUGAUAAUUUCAAUUGCAAUGCACCACUAAGGAAGAAACGGAGGAAGAAUGUCUCUCCGCGGCCCCAUGAAGCGCUCGCACCUGAGGCAGGUCAGCGCGGCCAGUCUAGAGACUCUGUCCAGCUCCCGAUCUGUGGAGUCUCCGCGGCAUGGCAGUACCCACGAUUUCCAUUCGCCAGCGGAAGAGAAGUUCAUCCCAUUGGGCUCGAUUCCCCUGGACAGACGCCAGUGCACGCUGUGGGUUCAUGAUGAGACGUUUUCCAGGGAGGAGAUCUUGUUCAACCAGACUGCGUUUAGUGGCACUGGUGUCAAGACGGGGGAUAUCAUUGAGAUCCUGCCUGCGCGGUCGUCAACUAGUGAGGGGGCGCUUCCGGAUUUGGGGUCUAGGUCCCUGCGUGAUGGACAUGUUGAUUCGAGCUCGACGCUGCAUUCGGAUAUGACGUCUAGGUCUAAGUUCAAGACGCCGUUGCAGAAUCGUUGUCUGUUUGUGGUUAAGCCGCUGCCGCAGGAGAUUAAGGCGAGGAAUCCUAAGCUGGAGAUUUCGAUUACUAGUAGUAUCGCCAAUAUCUUUGGGUUGAAGAAUCGGAGUCAGGUGCUUGUUUCUGUUGUCGAUCGUGGGCAGUGCUCUGCGUCUCAUGUGGAUGUUUCGUUUCGGGACCAGUUUAUGGUUCGUUCUGAUAUGUGGAGGUUGGUUAUGUCGGAGUUGGCGGGGAAAGUGAUCUUCAAGGGUCAGAAGAUUUCGUUCAUGGGAAGUAUCAAGGCGACGGUUAAGAAUAUCUUCAUUCGGGGGAAAAAGGUGCUUUCCGGUUACUUUUCGCCGCAUACUAUUCCGGUGUUCCGCAGUGAGGCUGCCAAGUAUGUGUUAUUUAUCCAAAUGUCCAGAGAGAUGUGGGAUUUCGAUUCCGAAGGGACCGGGGACAUCCUCUUCAGCAGAGUCAUCGACGGCUUUCUCCCAGAGCUUUUCAAGCGGUGGGCUAGCUCUGACGCAAGACAUCUUGUGACAAUCGUGCUGUUUACGCGUGUGGAAUACGAUGUAUCAGCUGGUGGAGGUGUUUUCUCGACGCUCAGCUCUGAGAACUUUAGAAGCGUUUCCGGUCCGAAUAAUGUCCCGACCCGAGAUUUCUAUCGAGUAGUAGUAAACGACAUGUCAAGCGGCCAUUGGACUACUAUCUUGGACGAGUUGAAACGGGACUUCAGAACAUUCCUUAAGGACGUUUCAAUACUCAAGGCAGACGAUACAGAAACCCCGACAAGGGACGACGGAAAGGGGCCACCAAAGGCACCAACAGCAACCGUUGCAGGACGACCAAGCACUGCUCUUCGUGGGAAUAUCCUGGAAGCAAUCCAUCUUGCCUCGGCACAUCUGGCAUACGAUCAUAUCGACCGUGACUUGGUUCAUACGGGAACGUCGAUUAUUGUCAUCACGCCCGGAAGUGGUGUCUUUGAAGUUUCCUACGAGUCUCUGGCUUCUACUACCGAGGCUCUGACAAAUCGUGGUAUUGCUAUUGACUUGGUCUGCCUUAGCCCAAUGCCGCUCCACUCAGUACCUUUGUUCAAAUACAAGGAUCCAGCACCAAGACCCCAGAGUUCCGCGCUGGGCGAUAUCAAUGAGGGUGGCUACUCGCCUGAAAGACGCGAGUCAUACGUGAACUUUGCCAACCGCACACCCAAUAUCUCUCCCAGAUCGACCUUCCCAGGCUCCCUCUCGGCAUUGAAUGCUAGAACUCAGGCCUCGCCUAACUCCGAAUGGAGCUAUGGUAUCCCGCAUUGGCUUGAUAUCUCCUAUUGGAAUCCUGAUACCUACAGGGAAUCGCGGCGGAUUCUGAAGAACGACCCUAAUGCGCCAAUACCAUACACUGUCACUAAGCGGUCCAAGGUCUUUGUCCCGCGAGUGCGGAUGUACGAGAUCCAAAUGAUGGGCGUCAUGGAAAGUGAGCAGUCGAAUAUUUCCAUUCCAUAUCUACUUGAGGGCCAGGGUGUCUCUAGGGCACAAGUUCCUGGGUUUGGUUCAGGCCCCGCUAGCUUAACUGCCCCCGGCAGGUCUAGACAUCAGCUAAGUGACAGCCUUCGGCCGGAACCGUAUCUUCAGAAAAUGGCGAAUCCAAAAGGCCCGACGCCCGGUGGAUCGAAAAGGAGGACGCAGAAGUCGGUGCUUUCAUGGAUGGACCAGUAUGACGAUAACAUCUUCCAAGCGUUCCCGAAACCUCAGCGAAAGCAUACCAGGCCAAGGAAGAGAUUCAGUGAGCCCGAGGUCCAAGCAUCCGGCCUUCAUGAAAGGCUCUCUGCAAGAUCUAUAACGCGGUUAAGAGAGCAUGAGAUACAAUCCGAGCGUAACCAUUCUCCACACUCGCUCCCACGGAAGAUUGAACCAACGGGACUCGCGUCACCUGUUAGCCCUGUAUCGACUAAGAACGUUUCUCCUCCUAAGAAGCCAUCCUUGAAGCCUCCGUCCACGACUAGGACGUCGAAAAUAUCGCGUACGAUUAGCUUUGCUCUGCGGGGUUUGGGCGCCACCCCACCAAGGGCUCAGGCUAGUACAGAAGUUAAUGUUGAGCAUGCCAAAGCUCUGCCCAUGUUCAACCAAAAGCCACCCGUGGCAAAGUCUGCAGAUUCUCGGAGCUCGUCAGAUGCAGCGUCGGUAUCGACAUCAGCAUCGACAGCCACUGCCGAAGCGCAGCCUCCUGCACCCCAGAAACCUGCGCAAAACACAGCUAUUAUACCAUCGAGGCCAAUAUCCAUCAAAGUGCCUCCGAAGAAACCGUCCGGAGACGGCGAGCAAGGAGACCGCUCGGAAUCAUUAUCGUCCACGGUUACUGAGAUUCCCUUACAUGAUGCCCGUCACGAGCGACAAGUGAGGAAGUUAGGACCAAGAUUCGAUUUUACAGUUAGUGGUAUGCGUGACUACCCCGCCAAGAGCCCGCCUGGUAAGGCACUGGCUCACUGGGUGCGGUCAAUCAACCCUUGCAAUACGCCAAGGGAGGUGCUGCGUGACACUACUUGGUUUGGACGCUGGCAGCAUGCGUAUCCAAGACCUCCGCAUGUUGCUGUGGUCAAGUGGAAGAGUUUAAAAUCUCCCGCCAUUUUGCCUUUGACGACGGAGGAGUUUCCAACGCUUAAUGAGCUUAGUUCCGAUUACCUGCAGACACCGUAUCGUGUCUUCCCCAAUGAUGACGCGGAGGGUUUCGAAGCACCCAAGACUCGGGGAAUCCUCAUGCGGGAAUUAAUUUCAUUACGUCUUUCUCAUGGCUUCCAGAUUGUUGUUGGGAAAGAUGUUGCUGAAGCGUCUGGGCAGUAUGCGCUGGAAUCGCUGAACGUUUUCGAUACCGGCAAUUUGGAACGGGAUGGCACUUAUAUUUUCCUCUCGAAAGGGAACACCAUCCACCGUCUUAUUUGCGUGGACAGCUUGGAAAUAGAAGUGACACGAUUCACGCACCAGAACUCUUCAGCCUUGAAUCGUUAUAGGCAAGGUGGCUGCAUUCCUUAUUCACCGGCCAUACGGACGAUUCUGAAUUCACAAUAUGAAGUCAAGAAUCUUGAGCUGGACUCGACCGUGGAAGAGUAUAACUGGAACUACGCUGACAAUUACAUUGCGGGACACCGGGACUAUCUGUUUAAUCCAGCUCAGCAGCUCCAUUUCUGGAGGGUUCGUUAUGUGUUGAUUCCGAUGCGCUUGCAGGUUACUUCUCGGCGCCAUUUGCAAUCCUUCAACGAGGACAAUGAAGAAGAAAUCCAUCUGCUUGGCAUCAGCCAGUUGACGCAUAUCUGGCAGCGACAUAAAUACGUCCCACCGGAGAAUCGAUUCGAGAGCUCCAACAAGAAACAUGUCCAGAAUCCCCUCAACAUCAUGUACCAAACGGCGAACCCAUCGGAAGUGGUCGCGGCAGAAUUGGACCGGAUUAUACUUACCGAUCCCGGCCACGAUAACCCCCCAGCGCAGUUACUGCCGGAAUUGCUUGAACGCUCAAACAUCACUCUCUCGUCGUUGGCGCAGAUCAUCCAGGAAGAAAAGGGCGUGCGCAUGAUGGACCGACGAUGGCACUGGCGAUUGCACUACAACUGUUUUAUUGGCUUCGAAUUAACGACAUGGCUCUUCCAGAAUUUCGAUGAUAUUCAUAGCCGUGAGGAAGCAGUGGGCUUUGGCAAUGAGUUGAUGCAGGCUGGUCUCUUCCAGCAUGUGGAGAAGAGACAUAAUUUCCGGGAUGGGAACUACUUCUACCAGAUCUCUAGUGAGUAUCGUGUCUCGCGGCCUGAGUCGAGGGGUAGCUGGUUCCCGCAGAUACGGCCAGAUAAGUCCGUUCCAACGACACCAGCCACGGAGCAAUUCAAGGACUCGCCUGCAAGCACGAAUACCCAUUCCCGGACCGGCAGUCUCGAGGAAAGCACAAACUCAAGUCAACCCCCGAACACACCGUCAAAGUCGAAGAACAAGGCCGCGAUCGUGUUGUCAAAGACAAUGAAAUACGACGUCGAUCCCAGGAAACGCUCAAACCGAACAGAAGUCAUCGACUUGCACUACGACCGCCUCCACAACCCCGAGAACUGUUUCCACAUCGAGCUCACCUGGAUGAACACGACGCCCAAACUCAUUGAAGACACGGUCAUGUCUUGGGCCACAACGGCCGACAAAUUUGGCCUCAAACUAGUCCAAGUCCCCACCGGCGAAGCCAGCGCAAUCUCAGAAACACAACCCUUCCGCAAACCCUACCGCAUCCGCCUUAAACUCCCACCACCACCAAAAGCACCAGCCCCAACAAUCUUCAGCCAAAACAACAAUAACGCCGCCUCUUUCACGCAAUCCUCAGACACCGCCUCUACAACAACCACAAACGACCACCUCUACUUCCAAAAAGCCCUCCUCCGCAAAUUCGACUUCGUCCUCGACUUCGAACCCCGCUCCGCCUUCCCCCAGGACGUCGAGGUCUCCUAUUCCUGGGGAACACCAGACUACCAGUACCCGCAAUACAUCCACCGCUCAGGAAGCAUCCUUGCCCAAGUCACCGACGAAGGCGACUUCCUCCUCCUCGCCAACCGCCUCGUCAGCACCCGCAGCCCCGUCUCUACAACCUCCCGCUCCGCUGAACGCCGCAACGCAGCAGCACCCGAACACCCCGUCGACCGCGUCUCCCCUCGCCUAUCACCCUUAAUCCGCCCAAUCCACGACUCCCCCAUGUCCCCGCAACUCUCAAUGCACCCGCAUCCCCCUCCCCAUCUCCACCUCCACCCCCACAACCAACACCAACAACACCAACACCAACCCACAAACCCCCCCAUAAUCGACACGGCCAACCUCUACCGCGCCCCCGAACACAUCCUCUCCAGCCUCGCUGACUUCUGCGCCGACGCCCAGAAACUAGAAUCCUUCUACACAGAAUCCAUGCACAUAACCACGCGCCCCGCAUCAACAAGCGCGGGCCCAGCAGCGCUAAACAUGUCCUCGUCAUCGCUUAUGGAUGCGUCGAUUCCGUCGCUCGAGUUGCCGGCUAGUGUUGUUAGUCAUCAUAUUGCGGCUUCGCAUUCGGGGGGGUUGAAUCCGCCGGGGCCGGUUAGGGUUGCGUCGGAUGGGAUUGUUUCGACUGGAAGCCCGAAGAGUGGGGGGUUGAGGCCUUUGCGGUUGAGUUGAUGCAUGUGUACUCUACGCUCUUGUAUUAUGAUACCCUCCUUCUCUUUCGUUGAAAAUAUUUCUGUUCCCGAUGUGUAUGAGUGAUGAUAUGUAUGAAUUGAAUACAAUUCGCUUGAUGGUAUUUCAAUCUGAAAGCAUUAUGAUUACUGAUUACUCGAAUAUUAUAAGAAAAAUAAAAAGAGCAAGCAACUUGCAAUUAUAACACUGAAACCAGUAUCAUAUCCUAAAUCAUAAACAGCAACAAAUCAUGUAUCAUGCAUGCAUUGA